AUGAGAGAAGCGAAGCUCAAACACAGAAUCAUUGAUAUCCCAAGAAUAUACAUGCUUUUUGUGGCUGUGGUUCUUGCUAUAUUGCUAGCUGUUCACUUUGGGGUGGAGUUAUUUCUUGCUGAACCGGUUAAACAUGGCAGCAUUAAAAGAUUGGUCUUUUCCAAGCAAAACACUACUGCCAUUGCUCGCAAGCUAUUGCAGUCUCCUGAUGAUGGUGACGGAAAUAGGAUUGGUACAGCUUGUUCAAAGGAUGACAUUUUGAUAUUUCAAGGCUCAACAGCUCCACUCCCUAAUGGAAUUCCCUCAUACACAGUUCAAAUCCUGAAUGUGUGUGUCUCAGGCUGUAGCAUUUCCGACAUUCAUGUAAGUUGUGGAUGGUUCAGCUCUGCCCGGUUGGUAAAUCCCAGAGUGUUUAGGCGAGUGUACUAUGAUGAUUGCCUGGUCAAUGAUGGAGAGCCUCUUGGUCCUGGAGAAACUCUCUCCUUCCAGUAUGCUAACAGUUUUCGCUACCCUUUAACAAUAUCCAAUGUUGCUUGCUGCUGAAGUGAUGAUCCAUCCCACCAAUGUUGAUAGUGUAUAUGUUUUGAGUACCUACUGUUUUUGUCUAUGAUAAGCAUACACUGUGAUUCCUCAAUAAAAAUGGGAAAUGAACAAUGCUAUAUAAUAGUUGCAAGACUUAGACAGAAUCUGUUGUUUUGAAGAGCUAGCUU
Molecule: messenger RNA, 710 nt
Organism: Pistacia vera
Lineage: Eukaryota; Viridiplantae; Streptophyta; Magnoliopsida; Sapindales; Anacardiaceae
Product: TPD1 protein homolog 1-like
Exons: 3
Coding region: 1-543 (180 amino acids)
Biological process (GO): cell fate determination
Source: RefSeq, a predicted model, not a curated record